AUGAAACCUAGUCUUGCUAUAUUCAAGUCAGUGAAAAUAAGGACAGCAAAACCUGAUGUCGGGUUGCUGGUCAUACCUUCUUUAUCAAGCGUCAGAUACGAUCAACUACCCAACAAUGGAUUUGGUUUCAAAAAUUAUUCAAUCAGUAAAUCAAAAUUCGGACACUGGCCAGUUUACUUAAAGAUACAGAAUACGAAGAUAUCAACAGAAAUAAAGCAUGUAAGAGGUGACAUAAAGCAAUUUAGAAACGAUUUGUUGAAGGUCAAUCCAAAUCUACAUAUUACUAUUAACGAGAAAAUUGGAUAUGCGAAUAUUAAAGGUGAUCACGUUCAAUAUAUGAAAGGUAUCUUUCAAGAACAUUUGUAA
This is a messenger RNA of Priceomyces carsonii, 366 nucleotides long. RefSeq names its product mitochondrial 54S ribosomal protein mL49 (gene IMG2). Gene Ontology annotation, biological process: translation. NCBI's taxonomy places the organism in Eukaryota, Fungi, Ascomycota, Pichiomycetes, Serinales, Debaryomycetaceae. Gene Ontology annotation, molecular function: structural constituent of ribosome. The record is from RefSeq and is a predicted model, not a curated record. Bases 1 to 366 code for a protein of 121 amino acids. Gene Ontology annotation, cellular component: ribosome; mitochondrial large ribosomal subunit. The transcript has a single exon.